Messenger RNA from Prorocentrum cordatum, 683 nucleotides. Lineage: Eukaryota; Dinophyceae; Prorocentrales; Prorocentraceae. The record is from the annotation of a GenBank genome assembly.
GGCCGCCUGGCGGCCGGCGCAGAGCGGGCCGCGGCUCGACGCGCUGGGGGUACCGGCGGAAAGGGAGGAGGAGGAGGAGGAGGAGGAGGAGGAAGAAGCCCAGCGGGGGCGACGCCGGUGGCGCUGCGGGCUGACGCGCCGCCCGGGCCUCACGGCCGGGUGGCGCCCGGGUGCCGGCUCGCGGAGUCCAGCACGCGGCCUUGCGCCGUCGAGUGCGGUGUGCAGGUGGCCAGGCCAGUGGCGGCUUUGGAGCAGGACACGGCUAUCCCAAUCGAGCGGCAUCUGUCGAGAGACACUCGUGAUGCCCAUGGUGGCGAGGCUUCGGUCGACGGCAUUCGUGGUGACGAAGGGCGUCGCGAUCCAGGGCCGCUCGAUGACGCAGAGCCUCGCGAUGGAUGGCCACCUGAAAUGCCUCGUGCUGCCGAAGGUGCACAUGAUCGGGAGCCUCUUGGUGAAGAGCGACGUCGUAAACAUCUUCACAAUAUGAAUCCCGAUUUUGAAGGGCCUUGUGGAAAUAGUCGUGAUGUUGAAAGGUCUCAUGAUGGGCGUGCUGCUGGAAGGCCAUAUGCUGGCGGUCGCGAAAACGAGGGCGACUACGUCCUUGAGCAGUCCAUCCUCGAAUCCGAAUAUGUUCGUAUGUCGGGCUCGAAGGUCCCGCCGCUCCUGCUGCCGGUCUCGAGCUC